This is a messenger RNA of Stereum hirsutum FP-91666 SS1, 843 nucleotides long. RefSeq lists its product as uncharacterized. The record is from RefSeq and is a predicted model, not a curated record. NCBI's taxonomy places the organism in Eukaryota, Fungi, Basidiomycota, Agaricomycetes, Russulales, Stereaceae. The coding region runs from base 1 to 843 and encodes 280 amino acids. The transcript is spliced from 3 exons.
AUGUCAGGCUACGGAGAACAGGGCGAUGGCCAGUGGUCGACCCAAUACCCGCCCGUCGUCCCGUCUACGCAACACACCACUUCUCAGCACCAUCACAUGCCGCCCCCUCCUCUCUACCCGCAGCACCAGACGCAAAAUCCGUAUCCUCCAAGCUCUUCUCAUUCUCAGUACCAGGAUAUAUACCCACCAUUCACGACCUAUCCCUCGCACCCUCCAUCGCCACCUCACUUUCCUGGCCACCAAGCCGCCAGUGCAUACUCGCAUGCCGUUACUACGUCCGCGCCACAGGCAUACUCCCAACUUCACCCGUCGCAGUCCAUCUCAUCUUCGCACUCUCUAGAGCGACGCUCGAUCACAUUCAGGUUCUCUACGAGCAAUGCUGCCAUCUACAACUCCCGGAUAUACGACUCGUACGGCAAGUCGCCAUUCGACGUUACGUCGAGAGGACAGAAGACGACUUUUCAGUCGUCGGAUGGGAGACCUAUCGCGGUAAUCCAUUGGGAUUAUGCGCACCCGAUCAUGGUAUAUAGGGGCUCUAAGUUCAAGUGUAUGGACUGGUUUCCUUACAACAAAGACAAACAGUCUCGGACAAUAACCCACGCGGGAAAGCAAUACUACACGACCGACCGGGACUCGACAGUCUACUUCAUGCCUCUCGACAAGCCCGGACAUGUCAUUGCUAUCUGGCGUGACCCGAACGAUAUCUCGGAGCUCGAGGUCUAUGAAGACGCGCUCGAUGUCCCCGGCCUUCACGAAGUGUUCCUGCUCGCCACUCUGCUACUCGCCCAAUCGCACCCUAUCGGAGAUUAUAACCCUGCUCGGAAAAGUGAAGAACACAUGUAG